Molecule: messenger RNA, 2556 nt
Organism: Verticillium alfalfae VaMs.102
Lineage: Eukaryota; Fungi; Ascomycota; Sordariomycetes; Glomerellales; Plectosphaerellaceae
Product: serine/threonine-protein kinase ksg1
Exons: 2
Coding region: 1-2556 (851 amino acids)
Biological process (GO): intracellular signal transduction; peptidyl-serine phosphorylation
Molecular function (GO): ATP binding; protein serine/threonine kinase activity
Source: RefSeq, a predicted model, not a curated record
AUGAGCGGGGAUCUCAGCUUGUCCAAAGCCCUUGGAGGACUGCGUAUAGCCAACCCGGACGACACCGACACAGCCCCAUCUCAGGAAGGCGCGGCGUCUGCUUCGCUGCCGGUCUGCGACCCUCCUCCGACCUCCUCAUCCGACAAGCAGCAGGCACCGGCCAGAUCUGGAUCGCAAUCGUCACCGAGCCUUCGUCCGUCCCGCGAUCAAUACGGCGCCUCCAUUAACCCGGGCGCCCCCCAGCAAUCAACAUCAACCGAAGAUGUUUCGAGGCUCAAUGCAUACCGCCAGCCGACAUCCAUAUACCAACCAGAUGUUGAUCGGCUAGCCGGCCAAUCAUUCUCUUCGAAUGGCCGGCCCCAAUCCGGUCAAUACCAUGGCUCUAUGAGCCGCACGCUCCCUGAAGAUGUGCGAGUCUCUUCGCAGCAUGAGGCGCAGAAGAACGAGCGAUCCCGGUCGUCAAUGUACGGCAUGCCCACGAGGAGCGACUCACGAUCUGUCCCUGGACCGGCCGGCCCUGUGCCUUCACGGGAGUCAAGCCACAGCUCUCGUCAAGGCUCCCAAGCACCCACAACUGGAACUUUACCACCGGGACGAAGCUCUAAGGGCAUGGGAGGAGGCUAUGCAUCAGCUUCAGCUGCUACCGCCCCAUCACGACGGGAACCAUAUGGCCCUGAAGACUCAAUGCCGUCUUCAAGCGAAGAAUGGAAGGAUCGUGGUGCAGCGGUGGGCAUGCGGCGUGAUGUCGACUCGCAUGGAAAGACUGUCAUCCGACAUGUCAAGAAAGGGGUACGUGACUUCAGUUUCGGCCGUGUCCUGGGCGAAGGGUCAUACAGCACUGUUUACUUGGCCACGGAUCGGCAGACCCUGAAGGAGUACGCUAUCAAGGUACUCGAGAAACGCCACAUCAUCAAAGAGAAGAAAAUCAAAUAUGUCAACAUCGAGAAGGAUACAUUGAACCGCUUGACAGAGCAUCCCGGUAUCGUCCGCCUAUACUACACAUUUCAAGAUGAAAACUCCUUGUACUAUGUGUUGGACCUCUGCAAUGGAGGCGAGCUUCUCGGUGUGCUCAAGAAAACAGGCACUUUCGACGUUGAUUGCACCAGGUUCUAUGGAGCACAGAUCUUGGAUGCCAUCAAUUACAUGCACUCAAGGGGGGUUAUCCACCGCGACCUCAAGCCUGAGAACGUACUGCUCGACGAUAAUAUGCACGUCAAAAUUACCGACUUCGGCACCGCCAAACUACUGAAGACGCCACGAGAGCUGCAAGGCCCUGCGCCUACAGGUGGGGGUCCACUAGAUGGCAGUACUAUAGACCAAGAUGGAGAAAGCCGUGCAGCAUCUUUUGUUGGCACAGCAGAGUACGUCAGUCCGGAACUUCUGACAAGCAAAAACGCGUGUAAGGCGAGCGACUUAUGGGCCUUUGGAUGUAUCGUUUACCAGCUUCUGGCCGGCCGGCCACCUUUCAAGGCUGGCACAGAAUAUUUGACAUUCCAGAAGAUUGUCAACCUUGAGUACGAAUUUCCAACAGGCUUUCCGGCAGCGGCGCGGGACCUAGUCGAAAGGUGCCUAGUUCUCGACCCAGCUCGACGACUGACCGUGGAGCACAUAAAGAACCAUGAAUUUUUUGACGGUCAACCCUUCGGCAAGUCUCUGUGGAGACAACAAGCUCCGCGCCUGCGGCCUUACAAUCCUGCACCCCAGGAGCCAACUUUAAUCCAGCUGAACGGACAUGCAAGCUCGGCUCCCAACACGUCAAAUACUGCCAGAGCAUCGCUGCCAACAGGUCCUUCGACAUCUAACAAUGCAGCGAGGCCGGUCAGGAUUAUCACCGAACUCCCUCCACCAACCCAAUUAGACAUCGAGUGGUCGCCAGUAUUGACUCGCACAAACGAGCGGAUUGUGAAGCUCGGCGACUUGAUGGUCGUCUCGAGCCCACUUCCCAGCAGUCCUCACGGGAAAGGCGGGGACCACGGAGAGGGUCAUAAGAAGUUGUCCAGGUUUUUCGGCGGCAGCACUACAAAGAAACGACAAAGGCUCGUCAUGAUCACCUCGAGCGGGCGCAUUGUUCUUGCACCCGCUGGCGGCGAAGACAAACGUGCCAAGCAGGAGAUCUCCCUUUUGGCUCCUGAAUGCUCCUGGAAAACUCAGGUGGAUGUUAAAGGGCAGACAGUAUGGUGUGUGAAUACAGACAAAUCUCACUACACGUUCGAAGACCCAAAGUCAUCCGCAGGUACCUCAUCAGAACUUGGCGGCCUGUCGGCGGACGACUGGAUUGAGGCGUUGGUGCGAGCGAGGGAGCUCGCGCUGUCUCAGAACUCGGCCCCUUCAUAUGCUGCUGACAGUGGAUUUGUUGAUAUGUCAUCAACUAUGUCGAGUCCAGCCAGCACCCUCGGCGGGCGUGGUCCCUACGGGGACGGAUACAGCGGGGGAGCGUCUGAGCGAUCGGGGCGAAAUCAUCUCAGUAAGAGUCAAGCGAGCUUGGAGGAUCCUACACCAAAGCGCAAUCGGUUCAGUAAGCGGCAGUCGAAGAGCGGACUCGGUGCGCAAUUUUGA